This is a messenger RNA of Macrosteles quadrilineatus (aster leafhopper), 5858 nucleotides long. Its product is annotated as putative fatty acyl-CoA reductase CG5065. The record is from RefSeq and is a predicted model, not a curated record. The transcript has 10 exons. Gene Ontology annotation, biological process: long-chain fatty-acyl-CoA metabolic process. Bases 440 to 1999 code for a protein of 519 amino acids. Gene Ontology annotation, cellular component: peroxisome. NCBI's taxonomy places the organism in Eukaryota, Metazoa, Arthropoda, Insecta, Hemiptera, Cicadellidae. Gene Ontology annotation, molecular function: alcohol-forming very long-chain fatty acyl-CoA reductase (NADP+) activity.
CCGGUAGGUUUAAAGGCGUGUGGUUGGUUUCUUCUCUCAUUGAUUUUCUCUCCUAACUUCAUACAGCUAUCACACGGAUUUGCUGUUAAAAUUAUCACUUUUAAUAUUUUCAUCAGUGACAAAUUUAUAACUUAUAUCUAAAUUGGAUAUUGGGAGUUAAAAUGUACGCCUUCCAACCAACCGUAAAUUAUCAGGAUCGUCUUUAAAAAACGCACAGUACUGAUCAAUAGAACCGUGAUAGCCGUUUUACAUAGACCCAUUAGUGUUAAGUAUAACCUUCCAAAGAAAUCACUGCCAAAAGAUACUUUAACCAAAUAGCAACACCAAAGCUGAAAGAUCAUAUUUAUUAGUAAUCUGUGGGUAAUGAGGGGACGAUGAAAAUUUCUGUGAGUGAUAAGCCUAGAUAGUGAAGUGUGAGUAAGUGACAGUGAUAGAUACAAUGAGUUCCAACGCGGAACGUGAUGUUUACGUUCCUGUCAGUCAGUUUUUCCAGAACCGGUCCGUAUUCGUGACAGGAGGGACGGGGUUCAUGGGCAAGGUGUUGGUGGAGAAGCUACUUAGGUCAUGUCCUGGAAUCAAAAACAUCUAUUUACUAAUGAGGCCUAAGAGAGGUCAAGAUAUUGACACCAGGCUCACUGAACUCAUAAAUGCCCCGCUAUUUGAUCGGUUAAGAAGGGAGCGGCCGACGGAGCUGUAUAAGAUCGUCCCAAUCCUAGGAGACAUUACGGAGCCGGAAUUAGGCAUCAGUGCUACGGACCAGGAGAUGCUGGCUCGCUCUGUCUCGGUGGUGUUCCACUCAGCUGCUACGGUCAAAUUUGAUGAAGCACUAAAACUGUCAGUGACCAUCAACAUGUUGGGAACCAAACGGCUAGUUGAGCUAUGUCACAAAAUGAUGAGUUUAGAGGUUCUAAUCCACGUGUCGACAGCGUACUGCAAUUGUGAUAGAGAGGAGGUGAGUGAGAUGAUCUACCCUCCUCCUUUUGACCCAGAACACAUCAUUGACUGUGUCAGUUGGAUGGAUGACUCGCUGGUCGAUGUCCUCACACCCAAAUUGAUCGGUUCUCGACCCAACACCUACACCUUCACAAAGGCCCUUGCAGAACACAUGUUGCUCAAGGAGUCUGGAAACUUACCUGUAGCCAUCGUUCGUCCCUCCAUCGUGAUCUCCUCUCUGCAAGAACCAGUAGCGGGCUGGGUUGACAACUGGAAUGGUCCGACCGGGAUCAUAGCAGCUGCUGGGAAGGGAUUCUUCCGUACAAUGCUCUGCCACGAGGACAAGGUCGCAGACCUGGUGCCUGUUGACAUUGUCAUCAACCUGAUGAUCUGUGCUGCCUGGCGCACUGCCACCGCCAAGCCCAAUGGCAUCACCGUGUACAACUGCUGCACUGGCCUACAAAAGCCUAUCACCUGGAAGGAGUUUGUGAACCACAGUUUUGUGGCCAUGAGGAAGUAUCCUCUUGGAGACCUGCUGUGGUAUCCAGAUGGUUCUUGUCGAAGCAACUGGGUCACAAACUCUGUGUUCUCCUUCACCCUGCACUUCAUGCCUGCGUACAUUAUUGAUAUGUUCGGCCGUCUAGUUGGCAAGCAACCUAACAUGGUAAGGAUCCAAAACAAGCUAGAUAAGGCAGCCAAGUGUUUGGAGUAUUUCUCCACCCGACAGUGGCGUUUCUUGGAUGACAAUGUCCGUAUGCUGAACCAAUCUCUCAGCCUGGAGGAUCGAACAGAAUUUGCUUUUGAUGUAUCACGAAUCCAAUGGUCCAAAUACAUCGAGGACUACGUCUUGGGUAUCCGUCAAUUCAUCUUCAAAGAGAGCCCAAAUUCACUCCCUGCUGCACGGAAACAACUGAACAAGAUGCUUUGGCUUCACCGUAUGACCAAGAUCUUCCUGGUUUUGCUGCUUUGGCGAGCUGUCAUGCUGCGUUCUCAAAGUGCUCGCAAACUUUGGUAUUUUAUGAUAAGUUUAAUGUUGCGUGUUGUGCGAAUGGUUCCGUACAUUUGAAUUAAGGUCUGCUUAUUGUUGCCCUUUAAAGUCGUUUGUCUAAAAGAGUUUAUCCGACAGACAAGUACUUAAUUUUUACACAUAAUUGUUAGCUUUGAUUAUCAAUAAGGAUACCAAUGCUUUAACUAGCCUUUAUUUUCACCCCGUGAUCAUUUGUGACCCAUUUGUAUGUUCUAUUCUAAAAAUGUUAUUUAGCAUAUUGUUUUAAAGAAUUAUUCUAUGUUAAUUUUGUAAAAUGAUGUAUGUUUUGUUUUAAUGGUAAUUGUCAAUGAAAGAAUUAUAUAUUAAUUAACUUGUUAGUGAUUGUAUUAACAAAAUUGUAGAAAGCUAUUUCACAUAUACUUUAAAUAUCUGCGCUUAUAUCAAUUUUUGUUUUUACUUGUACAUUUAUCAAAGAUUAUACCGAACCUUAUUUAUUUUUGUACCACGUUAUAUUCUUGUUGUUUAUUUACGGUGGUCUGUAUAUUAUAUGUUGGCUAAAGAUGGUGAAUGAGUAUUUAUUGUAUCUUGAUAGAGUAAUAAAUUGAUACAUUUAAUUAUUUUGUAUUUUAAGAAUUUUAUUCUUUCAUUAGCAAAUAUCAUAUAUUUUUAAGAUUUUCCAAGGAUUUUUAUAAAAUAAUAGUUUCAUCUGUAAGUUCUUAUACCUUGUAUAUACUAACUUAGCGUCUGGACCCUUGAUUACCCUCCCUAAGAUGAGUUACCUAGCACUCCUACUGGACCUAAUAACUUCUUUUAUAUGGAAUGUUGAUUUUUUUUUUUUACUGCAUCAGCUACUCAAGCAAACAAGCGAGGAGGAGUCAGAUUGGGCCAGUUGCAGGUAGCAAGGUGCCAGAUGCCAAGUUAGUGUAUACAGGGUCGGCAUAAGUUUUCGGUUAGAAGCUGUUUGGUUCUGGUAGCCCCUUUUGAUUUGUGUUUGUUUAUAGAAAUCUUCUACUUAACAACAGUGCCCAUGUCAACUUGUUCUUUGGUGCUAUGUGUCCCUCAAAUUUCCCAUCACUCAAGAACGCCAAACUGAAACGUUCUAAUAUAAUUUUAAAUUGUUGAUGUUAUUGUUUAUAUUAUUUAUCAAGUUGUUUGCUUCGCUUGCAUUUCAUUUAUAUCGAAGCGUAAAGACUUUUAGUCAUAGUUCCGGUGUAUAAGACAACCGUAGAUCGGUCUUGUCGAGUGUCUAUUCGUGUUGUGUUUGUAUUUAUUGUUUCACUGGGUUUAUCGGACUUUCGUGGCUAUGUCGCAGUAUUAAAGGUGUCAUCCAUUACUGCUCAGUAUUUUUCAAUGGAAUCUGCUUUCUGAUUCAGCGUUUUUAAUAAUCGUAGCGCUUUUACCUAUUGAAAAUAGUGUUAUAACUCGCCAACUCGUAAAGCUUGAUUUGAUCCACACAUUAUUUAACACCUCUUGUCAUAUAUUUGAAUUUAUAUAUUUGUAGGCAAAAUUUGCUUUGUAAAAUAUUAGUGUAUUAUUUAGGUUAAACUUUAACUUUGUACAGAUAAAAUAAUGAAUGCCAAUCUGAGUACUCUAUGUUAAAUAAGUGAAGUUAUCAUAAUUGUAGUUUCAUCUCAGAAUCACCAACAUCACAUCACAAAGUCAUGACCUUUAUUGGUUCAUCCAAGUCCUCUAGUAUCAACAGCCAUUAUUUGUAUAAUAUACUACCCUGAACGAGUAUGAGUAAAUCUACAUAUUUAAACUCGGCUUUAGAUAUACCUUGAGUUUGAAGCUCAAAUUGUAACCAGAAUUAUUUUUAGUACAAACUUAUUAGUAAACAUAAUAGCUACUGAGUACACUUUCACUUAUUUGCCGGAUGAAACUAAUUUUAUAGACUGAAAUGCAGUUUUCCUCUCAAACAAACUCGAUAACAUUAAAAUUGUGACAAAGCUCAUAGCUGUGCCUACCUCUGUUAAUGUGGGUGACUUUGAACUUUUUUCCUUUGCCGUUCCUGUUGAACGGAUCUGUAGUUUCAAUCAAUGGUUUUAUUUUACUUACUGCCAAUACCUCUAGCAAUGAGCCUAGUGAGCAUUUAUUUGUUUAUCGAGAAACCUUUUUAAUUGUAAGUAGUUAAAUGUUUUUACUGAUUGUUAGCAUUUUGUUUGGUUUGUAGAAUUACGAUUUACAAAUUAACAUUCGAUUAUAGUUAGUCUUUUGUAGUAAGAACAUUAUUAUGUACGGAGUUAUUUAGACUAGUCCAUCUGGUUAUGUUUUAUUGGUACAGUAUUUUGGAGUUUGUCAGAUGUAACUUAUUCGGAUGUUAAAGUAUCAUAAUCUAACUAAAAUAUUACUUCAGUACUAAUGAGUCAGGAUCCCUUUCCACUUUGCUUAAAUUUAAAUGUUUGAAUUGUUGUUCAAACAUUAAGUCAUAAUUAUUUAUGAAAUCACAUAUUCACUGUUUUCUUUUCUUUCUUUUUUUGUAAAUGUAAGGAUUUGAAGUAAAAUAUUCAGCGUCGGCUGUCACCAAUGGAUAGUUAAAUCACCUGGAUAAAUGUGUAUACCAAAAAUCUAACUAGCUUUUAACUUACAUAAAUAUUAUUUUGCAUUUAUUAUCGUCUAUUUGUUUUAUGUUGGUACUACUCAAUAAUUAAUGCUUUUUAUUUUGAGCCAUGGCUGCAGGAAUAGUUUUGAAAAUGUAUAGUGAAUUGUUACCUCUGCCUGAAUAGUUUAUAUGUAUACAUAUUUUUUUGUUUUAAAUGGUUUACUUUAAGUAUUAAUGCUGAUCAUCUUUAUAUUCUGGGAUUAAUUUCCCAUGGUUUGUUUUGGAAUUUUAACAUCUUGCCCAGAUUACAAUAUCAAAAUAAUUUUGGACUUAAUCACUAAAGACAUCAUUUAUUUAUCCUGUCAUGUAAUUGCAAAGGAUUUGUGCCCAUGCUGUUACUUUAAGGUUUAAUAUGAUCAUCCUACAGUUUGCCAAAGAUCAGUUUGGUGGCAAGAAUGAGAGUUAUUAAGGUAACCGAUAUUAUUUUUUUAAUAUUAAACCUUUUAACAUCUGUUAUUUACCAAUGUAAAAAUUAUAGGUAGGAGUAUAAAUUUUUAAUAUUUUUAUGUUUACCUGCAUGUAUAAGAGUUAUAAUAAUGUAUACUUUUUUAUUUAGAUAUUUGAUUGUAAUUGUAUUGGCAUUACGGUUUUAUGAUUAUUUAAAAAUAUUUUUUAACAUUGUAUAUAGUUUAUUUAUUAUAUUUGUAAAUAUUGUUUUGGGAACUUUCUGAGGUAUACAGAUUCCCUCAAAUAAAUCAAUAAGUGGGUAAAUGUCAUGACAUGAAAGUUUUUCAAUCGCAAACCGUUGAAGGAAUGGUCAAGAUUUGACGAGUGACGUGUCAUACAUCGCUCAGUCAAUCUUGGCAGAUUCAAUAUCCAGGGAAAUUUUUCGCUGUCAUGAAAGCUCAUUUAAUUUCGUCCCAGUUAACAUGAAUGUGUGUACACAAAUAGGACAAAUUUCCUUGGGGUAAUGCAAUUAACCCUCGACAUAUUCCAUUCAUGUCCUAGCUUCUAGUCAAAUGUCGGGAGAAGGAUUCAUAGUAGCUUCUUCCUUAUUCCAAAAUAAAAGCAUGAUAUUAUUUGUAGUGUCAUUAUUUAUUUUUCCUACUAGCUAUUUUCUAGGGUAAGCUAAGAUGAGUAACGUGCGUCCGAUGGUUUUAGCGAGUCAUUUUAAUUUUCUCAUAUUCAACAUCUGAGGAAACGCGACAAUUUUAUCAAAGUAACUUUCCGUAUUAGCUAAUUUUACUUAUAAGAUAAUAUAAAAAGAGGUUAUAGUUUAGGGAGUUAUUUACUGUAUCUCCACUUUCACUUAACUGAAGAAAUUGGUUAUGUUCAUUUACCCUGUAUUGUACAUUACAUAACUUAAUUGUUUCAUAAGUCAUUAAAUCUGAUAGAAUA